AUGAACGGAACUGGAGAACACAAUCCAGCAGGACUGGCUCGAACUGUGUGGGAUCAGGAGAAGCAGGCGUACAAGUUUCCUUCGCUGAAAGAGAAUCUGUCUGCGGAUGUGGUGGUGAUUGGGGCCGGGAUAAGCGGAUUGAGUAUCGCCUACAAUCUCAGCAAACAAGGGAAGAAGGUGGUUGUUCUGGAAGGCAGGUCCCGUGGAAGUGGGCAGACUGGAAGGACAACAGCCCAUCUCAUGAUGUGGAACGAUGACUACUACCAUCAGGUGGAGAAACAGUUUGGGGCAGAUGUCAUGUCCCGGGUGGCCGACAGUCACCGCACCGCAAUAGACUUUGUGGAAAAUACUGUGGCAACAGAGGGGAUCAGCUGCGAAUUCAAGAGGACGGACGGGUAUCUAUUCCCUCAGUCAGACUCCAAGGUCGACAUGGAAAUGAUUGACAAGGAGCUGGACGCUGCUAACCGCGCUGGCUUGAUCGGUGUACGCAAGGUAGACUUAGGAGGGCAGCACACAGUCGGAGGCAUCCGCGAAGCACUGCUCUUCCCAGACUGUGCAGACUUCCAGCCAUUGCACUACCUCAAUGGCCUGGCAGACGCCAUUGUCAACAAGUAUGGCGGCCGCAUCUUUGAGCACAGCCAGGUCAUGCAGACCAAGGGCAACAAGGUCACCACUACCGAUGAUUUCACUGUGGAGGCGCCAAAUGUGGUGCUGGCAACCAAUUCACCCAUCCACCACAACCUGGCCAUCCACUCGCGCCAGGAGCCUUACCGGUCAUACGUUGUCGGCCUGCGCAUUCCCGAGGAGGGAUUUAAGGAGGGGCAGUACUGGGACACAGCCAUGCCCUACCACUAUGUGCGGCGGGAGGGCAACAUCCUUGUAGUGGGUGGGGAGGAUCACCACACCGGGGUGAAGCCCAAGGAGUAUGAGGAUAAGUUCAAAAAGCUGGAGGAGUGGGCUCGCUCCCGCUGGACAAAGGCCGGCGAUGUGGUGUUUGAGCCCAUUGACAUGCUGCACCUCAUCGGCAAGGACCCACUGAAUGAUUUCCAGGGUGGCGCCACAUACUAUGUAGCCACCGCAGACUCUGGUCAAGGCAUGACAGGCGGCACGCUGGCCGGCAUCAUUAUUGCCGACCAGAUCCUUGGGAAGGACAAUCCGUUUUCAAAGAUCUACAGCCCAAGCCGGCGGCCGCCAGUGUCGAUGAACACUCUGGAGGAGCUAGUCUCAGUCGGAAUGACCGUGACUAAGGGCCUGGGAGAAAACCUCAACCCGCUGUACCUGCAGGACAUUGAGGACAUGAAGCCCUGCAGCGGCGCUGUGGUGCAGAAGGGCGUCGAGAAGGUGGCUGUGUAUGUGGAUGAGAAAGGCGAGAAGCACACGUACAGUGCUCUCUGCCCCCACAUGGGCUGCGUGGUCCAGUGGAACCCAAAUGAAGGCACCUUUGACUGCCCGUGCCAUGGCUCGCAUUUUGACAGAUACGGCAAUGUGAUCAACGGGCCUGCCAGGGCAAACCUGAAGCCAGUGAAGCUUGGCUUCUUUGGGACUAAGAAAGCAUCAUGA
Coccomyxa subellipsoidea C-169 is the source of this 1560-nucleotide messenger RNA. RefSeq names its product DAO-domain-containing protein. The coding region runs from base 1 to 1560 and encodes 519 amino acids. Gene Ontology annotation, molecular function: 2 iron, 2 sulfur cluster binding; oxidoreductase activity. The transcript has 13 exons. Gene Ontology annotation, cellular component: cytoplasm; membrane. The record is from RefSeq and is a predicted model, not a curated record. Lineage: Eukaryota; Viridiplantae; Chlorophyta; Trebouxiophyceae; Coccomyxaceae.